AUGGCGAGGAACGUCGUCUCUGACGAAGAAGAAGAUGUGGAGCUCGACGAGGAAGAAGAGAAUGAACCCGCAGAUGCAGUAGAAGAUGACGAGGAGGAAGACGAUGAAGAAGGGCAGGAUGAGUACGAAAAGGAUGAUUUCAUAGUGGACGAUGUCGAGGAAGAGCCCGAGGAAGAAGGGAGGGCGGAUAGUGACGAAGAAAGGCAGAGGAAGAAGAAGAGAAAGAAGAAGAGAGAAGCUGAGGUGCUAGAUGAAGAUGACUAUGAACUCCUAAGGGACAACAACGUUUACCCUCAGAGACCCAAAGAUACCAAGAAGUUCAAGAGGCUUAAGAAGGCUCGACGGGACGCAGAUGAUGAUCGGGAUGGGGUUUUUGCGGAGGGAGAUGGAUCUGGUAAGGGUGGGCCUGAAGAAAAACUGAGUCGCACCUUGUUUGACGAUGAUGAAGGACAACGGUUUGAAGAUAUUGCUGAAGAAGAGGAACAGAUGGAAGAGGAGGAGGAAGUUGAAGUUGGAGAAGAUGAUGAUUUGGCAGAUUUCAUUGUGGAGGAAGAAGAACUCGAUGAGCAUGGAGUUCCUGUGAGGCAUAAGAAGGUGAAGAAAAAGAAGUCAAGGCAAUCAUCUGGAGCUUCAUCUUCUGCUUUGCAGGAAGCUCAUGAUAUAUUUGGCGAUGUGGAUGAGCUCAUCAAACUGCGUAAGCAACAAGGAUUAGAUUCGAAUAAUGAAUGGAGGGAAAGGAGAUUGGAAGAUGAAUUUGAACCCUCCGUACUUUCUGAGAAAUAUAUGACUGAGAAAGAUGAGCAAGUUCGACUCAGUGAUAUUCCUGAAAGAAUGCAGAUAUCUGAGGAGAGUACUGGUUCUCCUCCAACUGAUGAAGUCCUCAUCGAUGAUGAGAGCACUUGGAUAUAUAAUCAGCUUGCUAGUGGCGCAACAUCUCUGCAGGGUGUAACCAUUAAUAAAGAUGAUAUCGUCCAGUUUUUGGAGCUACAUCAUGUGCAGAAGUUAGAUGUUCCUUUCAUUGCCACAUACAGGAAGGAAGACUGCUCUAGCCUGUUGAAAGACUCUGGGCAACCUGAGAAUGACUAUGAUAAUCAGGAUAAUGACCAAACACCAAAAUUGAAGUGGCACAAGGUGGUUUGGGCAAUUCAGGACUUAGACAGGAAAUGGCUCCUCCUGCAGAAGAGAAAAAGUGCGCUCCACUUAUACUACGAGAAGCGAUUUGACGAAGAAUCUAGGCGCAUUUAUGAUGAGACAAGACUUAAUUUGAACCACCACCUUUUCAAGUCUAUUAUCAAGACGCUGGAGGCUGCAGAAUCAGAACGGGAGGUCGACGAUGUUGAUGCGAAGUUUAACCUGCAUUUUCCUCCAGGUGAGGUAGGUGUGGAUGAAGGGCAGUAUAAGAGGCCUAAAAGAAGAUCACAAUACAGUAUCUGUAACAAAGCUGGUCUAUGGGAAGUUGCUAGCAAGUUCGGCCCUAGUGCGGAGCAGCUCGGCUUAACCUUGUCAUUGUUAGCGAUGAGUUCAGCUUUGGAGGAUGCCAAGGAAACACCUGAAGAGAUGGCUUCAAACUUUACAUGUGCAAUGUUUGAAACUCCACAGGCUGUUCUUAAAGGGGCCAGGCACAUGGCUGCUGUUGAGAUAAGCUGCGAGCCAUAUGUCAGAAAACACAUCCGUGGUGUUUACAUGGAGCAUGCAGUCAUAUCCACCGCUCCAACUCCUGAUGGGAAUACAACAAUAGAUUCUUUUCAUCAGUUUUAUGGAGUGAAAUGGCUGCGUGAAAAACCAAUGAGUGAAUUCAAAGAUGCACAAUGGCUUCUUAUACAGAAGGCUGAAGAGGAGAAGCUUCUUCAAGUGACCUUCAAGCUUCCAGAAAAACGUAUGGAGUUGUUGGUCAAUGAAUGCAAGGAGCUUUAUUGUAGUGAUGGGGUCAGUAAAUCUGCCCAGUUAUGGAAUGAGCAAAGGCAAUUAAUAGUGCAGGAUGCUCUUUUUGGGUUUCUUUUGCCCUCAAUGGAGAAAGAAGCGAGAUCAUUGCUGACAAGCAAAUCUAAGCGCUGGCUACUUUGGGAAUAUGGGCAAGGUUUGUGGAAUAAAGUGUCUGUUGGCCCAUAUCAAAGAAAAGAAAGUGACCCGUCUGAUGAUGAUGCUGCUCCGAGGGUCAUGGCAUGCUGUUGGGGUCCUGGAAAGCCUGCAACAACUUUUGUUAUGCUAGAUUCCUCAGGGGAGGUGCUGGAUGUGCUUUCUACUGGGUCACUUACAUUGCAUUCGCAAAAUGCUGAUGACGUGCAAAGAAAGAAGAAUGAUCAACAACGAGUUCUCAGAUUUAUGAUGGAUCACCAACCACAUGUGGUCAUACUAGGGGCUGUGAAUUUGUCUUGUACAAGGCUUAAGGAAGACAUGUACGAGAUCAUUUUUAAGAUGGUGGAAGAUAAUCCCAGAGAUGUGGGACAUGAUAUGGAUGAAUUAAGCAUUGUCUACGGGGAUGAGUCUCUGCCUCGCCUAUAUGAAAACUCGCGGAUUUCCUCUGAUCAACUCCCAUCUCAGCCAGGAAUCGUGAAGAGAGCUGUUGCUCUUGGACGCUAUCUCCAAAACCCGCUGGCAAUGGUUGCGACACUGUGUGGGCCUGAGAGGGAGAUCCUGUCCUGGAAGCUCAACCCACUGGAGAGCUUCCUAACCCCAGAUGAAAAGUACAGUAUGGUUGAACAAGUCUUGGUCGAUGUCACUAGCCAGGUCGGUGUAGAUAUCAAUCUCGCCAUAAGCCACGAAUGGUUGUUUGGCCCCCUGCAAUUCAUAUCAGGUCUUGGCCCAAGAAAAGCGGCAUCUCUUCAGAGGUCACUCGUAAGGGCCGGAGCAAUCUUCACUAGGAAAGACUUUGUCACUACCCACAGCCUAGGGAAAAAAGUGUUUGUCAAUGCAGUCGGUUUCUUGCGCGUUAGACGGAGCGGCCUUGCAGGCAGCAGCAGCCAGUUCAUUGAUUUGCUGGAUGACACUCGAAUUCAUCCAGAAUCUUAUGGCCUCGCUCAGGAGAUGGCGAAAGAUAUUUAUGAAAUGGACAAUGGUGAAGCAAAUGAUGACGAUGAUCUUGAAAUGGCGAUAGAGCAUGUUCGUGAGCAUCCUACUCGGUUGAAGAUCCUCAAUCUCGAUAAAUAUUUGAAAGAUAAAAAAAGGGAGAACAAGAAGGAAACGUUUAAGGAUAUCAAAAGGGAUCUGAUGCAAGGUUUUACCGAUUGGCGGAAAAGGUACAAGGAGCCAACUCAGGAGGAAGAGUUCUACAUGAUUUCCGGGGAGACCUUGGAGACGCUCUCUGAGGGUAGAAUUGUCCAAGCAACUGUGCGUAGGGUGCUACCUGGGAAGGCAAUAUGCGUGCUGGAGUCUGGGUUGACUGGAAUUCUGACAAGGGAGGACUACGCUGAUGAUUACAGAGAUAUCCACGAGUUGUCCGAGAGGAUUCAUGAGGGGGAUGUGUUCACUUGCAGGAUUAAGGCGAUCGAUAUGAACAGGUACCAGGUGCAAGAUCUUGACCCGUAUUACCACGAGGAUACAGUCAAUUUGCACAGUGAUCAGGAGAAGGCUCGCAAAGGGAAGGAGCUCGCAAAGAAGCAUUUCAAGCCGAGGAUGAUUGUCCAUCCUAGGUUCCAGAAUAUAACUGCUGAUGAAGCUGUGGAGUUCUUGUCCAACAAGGAGCCGGGGGAAAGCAUUGUACGCCCUAGUUCUCGUGGACCAUCUUUCCUCGCUCUGACACUCAAAGUGUACAAUGGAGUUUAUGCCCACAAAGACAUAGUCGAAGGUGGCAAGGAGGUUAAGGACAUCACAAGUCUACUCCGGAUAGGGAAGACAUUGAAGAUUGGGGAGGACAUGUUCGAGGAUUUGGACGAGGUAAUCGAUCGGUAUGUAGAUCCUCUUGUGGUUCACCUGAAGUCGAUGCUAAACUACCGCAAGUUCAGAAGGGGGACAAAGGCAGAGGUAGACGAACUCCUGAAGAUGGAGAAAUCAGAGUAUCCCAUGAGGAUAGUCUAUUCCUUCGGCAUUUCCCACGAGCAUCCUGGCACGUUCAUCCUAACUUACAUCCGAAGCACGAAUCCACACCACGAGUACGUGGGCUUGUACCCGAAAGGAUUCAAGUUCCGCAAGAGGAUGUUCGAGGACAUCGAUAGGCUCGUCGCUUACUUCCAGAGGCAUAUAAACGAUCAACUCCACGAAUCGGGGCCGUCCAUUCGAUCGGUUGCUGCCAUGGUCCCAAUGCGUAGCCCAGCAGGUGGCGGCAGGUCUUCUGGAGAUGGCGGUGGCUGGGGUUCGAACAAUGACGGUGGUGGAUGGAAAGGAGGAGAUCGCUCUUCCAGACGGAAUGAUUAUCGAAAUGGUGGUGGUGGUGGUGAGAGUGGGGUGCCGAGGCCAUAUGCUGGUCGUGGACGGGGAAGAAACAACGAUAGGCAGGAUUCUGGUUACGAUCGUCCCAAGUGGGACUCUGGUGGUGGCAACAACAACGAUACUAGUAGCUGGGGCAGCUUUGCAGGCAACAGAGCUCAAAACUCACCUACCAGAGAAAACAGUGCUCGUGACAGUUCCGGCUGGGGGUGGGCUAGAGGUUCGAGGGUGGAGUCGGCACCGCCGCAAUCGGACAGUGGAUGGGGCAGCGGAGGCGGCAGCGGUUGGUGA
This is a messenger RNA of Linum trigynum, 4653 nucleotides long. NCBI's taxonomy places the organism in Eukaryota, Viridiplantae, Streptophyta, Magnoliopsida, Malpighiales, Linaceae. The record is from the annotation of a GenBank genome assembly.